Molecule: messenger RNA, 1446 nt
Organism: Osmia bicornis bicornis
Lineage: Eukaryota; Metazoa; Arthropoda; Insecta; Hymenoptera; Megachilidae
Gene: RfC38
Product: replication factor C subunit 3
Exons: 6
Coding region: 253-1320 (355 amino acids)
Biological process (GO): DNA-templated DNA replication; DNA repair
Cellular component (GO): nucleus; DNA replication factor C complex
Molecular function (GO): ATP hydrolysis activity; DNA binding; DNA clamp loader activity
Source: RefSeq, a predicted model, not a curated record
UAUAAAAUUGAAAAUUAUAUAAGAAUAUGUAUAAUAUGUAAAUACUCUUUAAUAAUCUGUAGGACAAAUUAGAUUGCAGUCAUUACAUACUAAAUGAGCUUUUGAACGGCAACAUCAAGCUCUCUAUCUUCUGUAUGAGAUAACAAAGGAGGUGCUGGUGUAGGUCUUUGUGUCAAAUGAUUUUUCUUUAAAGGAUUCCUGUAUAAAUGUAAAAUCAUAAACCAAGUCAGAUUCUACAACAUUUAAGCAAAUAUGAGCUUGUGGGUGGAUAAAUAUCGCCCGACAACACUCGGGAAAUUGGAUUAUCAUCAAGAACAAGCAGAAUACUUGAGAAAUAUGGUAAAAAAAGGUGAUUUUCCGCAUUUAUUAGUGUAUGGACCAUCAGGUGCAGGAAAGAAAACUCGUAUACUAUGUAUCAUAAAAGAAUUGUAUGGAAAUGGAGUUGAGAAGCUGAGGAUGGAAUCUAUGACAUUUGAAACACCAUCUAAAAAGAAGCUAGAGAUAACAACAAUAAGUAGUAACUAUCACAUUGAGGUAAACCCCAGUGAUGUGGGUAUAUAUGAUAGAGUUGUAGUAAUGGAUUUGGUAAAAACUACUGCUCAAACUCAUCAAAUAGAUCCAAGUGGACAAAGAGAAUUUAAAGUGGUAUUGUUAACUAAUGUGGACCAACUUACAAAAGAUGCACAGCAUGCUCUUAGAAGAACAAUGGAAAAGUAUGUUGCUACAUGUAGACUAAUACUUUGUGCAAAUUCAACAUCACGAGUUUUACCAGCUAUUAGAUCAAGGUGUUUAGGAAUUAGGGUACCAGCUCCAACAGUAUCAGAUAUAAGAAAUAUUUUGUAUUUAAUUUGUAAACGUGAAGGUUUAACUUUACCAAAUGAAUUAGCUACCAGAGUAGCUGAAGCUAGUGGUAGAAAUCUUAGAAGAGCGAUAUUAAUGCUUGAAGCUUGUAAGGUUGAACAGUAUCCAUUUACUGCAGAUCAAAAAAUUGCAGAUCCAGAUUGGCAAGUAUAUAUUCGUAAUACAGCUAAUAUGAUGGUCAGUGAACAGAGUCCCAAGAAACUUCUUGAAAUAAGAAACAGACUUUAUGAAUUACUUACCCAUGCUAUACCCUGUGAUUUAAUAUUUAAAGGUCUUUUACAAGAAUGUAUAAAAAAUUGUGAUCUUCAGCUAAAAAUUGAAAUCGCAACUGUUGCGGCUGAAUACGAACAUAAAAUGCAUAGAGGAUCAAAAUCAAUUUUUCACUUGGAAGCAUUUGUCGCGCGGUUUAUGGCAAUUUAUAAAAAAUUCAUUGAUUCAUCUCUUGAAGGCUUUGUUUAAUACAUUAAUUUAUGUACUUACAUACAUUUUAAAUACAAUUAUGCAAAUACAAAUUUGUUAAAUAAGUUCUUAUAUUUCUAAAUCAUAUGUAUUUAUUAUUUAUAAAGUAACUAAUAACAAUCUGUA